Microtus oregoni (creeping vole) is the source of this 899-nucleotide messenger RNA. RefSeq names its product transmembrane 4 L six family member 5 (gene Tm4sf5). Bases 27 to 608 code for a protein of 193 amino acids. Gene Ontology annotation, cellular component: membrane. The record is from RefSeq and is a predicted model, not a curated record. The transcript is spliced from 5 exons. NCBI's taxonomy places the organism in Eukaryota, Metazoa, Chordata, Mammalia, Rodentia, Cricetidae.
UGUCUGCCUUUCCUGAAGCCACUGCCAUGUGUACAGGAAAAUGUGCUCGCUGCCUGGGGCUCUCCCUCAUCCCUCUCUCCCUGAUCUGCAUCAUAGCCAAUGCCCUCCUGCUGGUACCUAAUGGAGAGACCACCUGGACCGACAACCUCAGCUUGCAAGUCUGGCUCAUGGGUGGCUUCAUUGGAGGAGGCCUGAUGGCGCUGUGUCCAGGAAUCGCGGCCGUCCGCGCAGGGGGGAAGGGCUGCUGUGGUGCAGGUUGCUGUGGGAACCGCUGCAGGAUGUUUCGCUCCGUGUUCUCCUCUGCCUUUGGGAUACUUGGUGGCCUCUACUGCCUCUCGGUGUCAGGAGCGGGGCUUCGAAUCGGACCCAAAUGCUUAAUAGACAACGUGUGGGACUACCACUUCCUAGAAACCCAAGGCUCUUACUUGCGCAAUGACACUCUAUGGGAUCUAUGUGAGAAGCCGCCUAAGGUGGUACCCUGGAACGUGACACUCUUCUCUCUGCUGGUGGUCGCCUCAAGUCUGGAAGUAGUGCUGUGUGGAAUACAGGUGGUGAACGCAACCUUGGGCAUAUUCUGUGGCGACUGCCGGAAGAAGGACACAGCUUAGUGAGUUCCGUGGGCUCCCGUGAAUACCUCAUUUCCAGAAGUCUUAGUGGACUACCCACCCUCCGCUUACCUGGAAUAAAAUACUUUUAUUGCUCAAUUUCCUCCUUUGUGGUAUAAGCUGGCCUGAGCACCCUUUCCCAAUUCUGCUUUAGCUUUGGAAGGAGUGCCUGCAGAUGUAGCUAGACCAGUUUUUCUGUUUGUACCCGACUCCCGGCUUCUUAUUUUCUUAACAAAUAGUUACUGUUCUGGAAAUAAAAUACUGUGCUCUCAAGGUGCCAGUGAUGAAAGAUGA